Amborella trichopoda is the source of this 2518-nucleotide messenger RNA. RefSeq names its product SAND family protein. The record is from RefSeq and is a predicted model, not a curated record. Lineage: Eukaryota; Viridiplantae; Streptophyta; Magnoliopsida; Amborellales; Amborellaceae. Gene Ontology annotation, biological process: protein targeting to vacuole; vesicle-mediated transport.
UAUCAAGGCCAAGGCCGAGGCUGAGUUGUCCAACAACCGGUCAAUCAGCCAUGCCCCCAAACCCUCCGCCACCCGCCAUCUAUACCCUACCUUAGAGAGAAAAACUGAUACUUACUGACUGGCAGGUGCGUCUCUCUCUCUCUCUCAUCAGUUCCACGCUAUUCUUCCAAUCCUUGCCCUAAUCCUCUAUCUCCUCUGAGAUUCAUGGCUUCCAAUUUAACAGAGGAGCCCGCCGUUGAAGCAGAAGUUCCACCUGCAAGCGGUAGAGAACAGACUCCAAAAACGUCUGUUGUGGAGCAAACCCAUGGGGGAAGUUCUGAGGCCAUGGAGGCUGAGGCGGCUAAUGGUUUGAAGCCCUUCACUUUGGAGAAGAUUGACACUUCAAAUGUUGAGAAUGUCACGGUAGAAGAUGGUCUGAAAGCCCGGGGAUCAGUGGGAGAUGAAAUCCAUGCUGAAGAUGCGGAGAUUGAAGGAAUUCGGGGCAAAAAUGGAUCUCCCAGUGAAUGCAGGGAGCCUUGUUCUGAACCCCUGAAUUCGGAGGAAUUCCAUGAUACAAAUCAAGAGAUUAUAUCAGCUGAAGAUCAUCUUAAAACCCUAAGUUUUGCAGAGAACCAAGUUCCUGAUAACAAGUUGGACGCAAUUUCUAUUGAGAAUGAGCCUGAAAAUGUGCGUGAAUUGGAACCUGAUAUUGAUGCUAUGGCUUCAGUUGCAAGCCCUAGCAGCAACGGCUAUGCAGGUAGUAGCAGCACAAAGAGUGAUGGGAGCUUCAGUGGAAUUGAAGAGAUUGAUCGUGGUGGGACUGAACCAGAUAAUGGUGUUGAUGAAUUCUCAGAGAGUGCUUCAUGGGUUGCUGGAAAGAGACAUCUAAAUGAGGAUGAUGCUUCAAUUUCAUGGAGGAAAAGGAAGAAACACUUUUUUGUGUUAAGUCACUCUGGGAAGCCAAUAUAUUCCAGAUAUGGAGACGAACAUAAGCUAGCUGGAUUUUCUGCAACUUUGCAAGCUAUAAUUUCCUUUGUGGAAAAUGGAGGAGAUCGUGUCAAACUAGUUAGAGCUGGAAAACAUCAGGUAAUAUUUGUGGUGAAAGGUCCUAUAUAUUUGGUCUGCAUAAGCUGCACAGAGGAACCAUAUGUCGCUUUGAGGGGUCAAUUGGAGCUUAUCUAUGGUCAGAUGCUACUUAUAUUAACAAAGGCAGUGAAUAGAUGCUUUGAGAAGAAUCCUAAGUUCGAUAUGACACCUCUACUUGGAGGCACAGAAGCAGUCUUUUCCUCGCUUAUUCAUGCUUUUAGUUGGAAUCCUGCGACAUUUCUUCAUGCCUAUACAUGCCUUCCUCUUUCAUACUCUACAAGACAAGCGACAGGUGCUAUAUUGCAAGAUGUGGCUGACUCAGGUGUCCUAUUUGCCAUAUUGAUGUGCAAGCACAAGGUUAUCAGCCUUGUUGGUGCACAAAAGGCAUCCCUACAUCCAGAUGAUAUGCUUUUACUUUCCAAUUUUGUCUUGUCUUCUGAAUCUUUCAGGACCUCUGAGUCAUUUUCACCAAUUUGCCUACCCAGAUAUAACCCAAUGGCAUUCUUAUAUGCUUAUGUUCAUUAUCUCGAUGUAGAGAUGUACUUGAUAUUGCUCACAACUAAUUCAGAUGCCUUCUACCAUCUCAAGGAUUGCAGGAUUCAGAUUGAGAUGGUCCUUUUAAAGUCAAAUGUUCUCAGUGAAGUUCAGAGAUCCAUGCUAGAUGGUGGUUUACAUGUUGAGGACCUGCCUGUUGACCCCAGUCACCCUACCCUACGCUCUGGAUCUGGGUCUCCUCAUUUGGGGAUGCAGGACCAUGUUAUAGCUGGGUCUCCUAGGCAAGAAAAUGCGGGAAUUGGUGGUCCAGCUGGGCUUUGGCAUUUCAUAUAUCGAAGUAUAUAUCUUGAUCAGUAUGUGGCUUCAGAGUUUUCAUCACCUAUAAACAGUUGCAAACAACAGAAGAGAUUAUAUCGAGCUUAUCAAAGGCUGUAUGCUUCCAUGCAUGACAAGGAAGCUGGACCACAUAAAACACAGUUCAGGAAAGAUGAAGAUUAUGUUCUUUUAUGCUGGAUCACUCAAGAUUUUGAGCUUUAUGCUGCAUUUGAUCCACUAGCUGAGAAGGGUUUGGCCAUAAAUGUUUGCAAUAGGGUCUGUCAAUGGGUGAGAGAUCUUGAAAACGAGAUUUUUUUGUUGGGAGCAAGCCCCUUUUCAUGGUGAUCUUUUCAACUAUAUGUAUAUGAUUUGUAAGUUAUUCUAUAUGAAUCCCCACUUUGCCAAUUGUUUCAAACACAAUGGCAUGGAUUCAUCCGCCCCCGCCCACUUAUGUCAACACCAGUCAAACGCACUGGAAAUAAACGCACUGUAGCUCCAUUUACUUACAAAUCCCACAUCUUGGUAAAAAACGAAUUCAUUCAGUUUAUUUGUUCUUUACAUAUUUUGAUUUAGUUGAGGAUGAGAAUUACUGUAUGAGACAAAGUUAUUGGUCACUCCAAAUAUAUGAGUUCCAUUUGUUGCA